Messenger RNA from Paramecium pentaurelia, 2691 nucleotides. The record is from the annotation of a GenBank genome assembly. NCBI's taxonomy places the organism in Eukaryota, Ciliophora, Oligohymenophorea, Peniculida, Parameciidae.
AUGGAUCAUUCAUCACAGAAUGAAGAAACAGCUACAAUAGAUUAUUCUAAUUUUCUAUAAGCCAAACCAUCAAAACAAAAUAUUGCAUCUACCUACUUAGAGACAACUAUUUUCUAAAUACUAAAAAAUCAUUCAGAUGUAUUCAUCUUUAAUGAUUUUGAAAUUUAUGAUUACGAAAGUGGUGAUAGAGCCAUUGUCCAACAGAAUGGAAUUCUGAUUGGCUCAGGUGGACAUGGAGAAGUGUAUUACACUUAUAACCCAUAAACUAAUGAAUAAACCGCAUUAAAAGUUUAGAAUAAUUGUUCCUUUAAUGAUGUCAUUCAAUAUGCUGAGGAGUUCAAAAUACAAAAAUUAAUAGCAAACAUCUUCCCCGAUUGCAUAAUUAAGAUAUAAGGUAAAGUUUUUAUUGCUCAAAAUUAUGUUGAUAGUUACAAGAUGCAUGCUUAUUUGGACUUAGGAAUGGGAAACUUAAAAGAAUAUCAAGACAAAAUUAAAGAAUUUACUGAGACUGAAAUUGAUGAUAUUUACUAUUGUAUUUUGGAUAGUAUUAUAAAUAUUCAUUCACUUAAAAUAGCUCAUCGUGAUAUAAAAUUAGGUAAUAUUAUAAAGACAAAAGAUAAUGGAUGGGUCUUAGCUGAUUUUGGAUGUUCAACUUAAUAUAAAACACCUUAUGGAGAAUAUCCAAUAGUUGGCACUAUUUAAUAUUAAGAAAAAUCAAUUAGAUUAGCUUAUUAAUAAAGUAAAAGAAAAUACAAAAUGAACUUAUUUAAAAAUGAUAUUUAUGCCUUCUAAUUAGUAAUGCUCUAAAUUAUUUAUCCUCAAAAAUCUAUUUUAGAUUUGCAUACCAUUUUGGAUGAGAAGAAGAUAAUACAUCCAAAAAUUAAUUAACUAUAUAAUAAAGAUUAUUAUACUAUUAAAAAAGAUUUUAGUUAUAUUAAAUUCAAUAGAAAAAAAUUAACUACAAAAUACAAUUUUAGUGUUAUCAACUUAGAUGGAGCAAAAACAAAUAUACAAAAUGAUCCAUUUAUAUAUUUCGUCUUUACUUAUUUAUCAUCUUUUAAAUAAUUAAGAGUAUUUCAAACUAUUUUCAGAAAAAUUGCAUUUUAAGAAUAUCAAAAAAAGGAAAUCAAUUCGAGUAUUACCUAAAAACUUCAAAACUUACAUUUUUAUUAUUUUUAAUAUUUUACAGUUUAAGAAAUCUAUGAUUCUAUUAAAUUUGAAGAAUUGUCAAAAUUAUCAUAUGACUUAUAUUUUGAUAUUUUUGAAAAAAGAGGCUCUAAACUUUUAUAGUUAAUGCUAUGUCAAAGAUAUUAAGAGAUAUUGGGAGACUAGAAUAGUAGUCUAAGAUUUUAAGAAGCGGAGCUACUUUAUAUCAUGGGUUUUUGGGAUGAAGCAAAAUAAAUCGUUAACAGUAUUGAUUAUCCAUAAGAAUUAGAGAGCGAUGAAUAAAUUCUUAAAUAUUGUUGUCUUAAGGCUCGAUUAAAUAAUUAAUGGGCUGAAAAUCAUGAAGAUAUUAUACACUAUGUAAGAAAUUAUAAAGAUUGUUAUUAAGUAUUAUUUGAGUGGAAAUUCUUAAUGAUAGAUUCCAUUUGGAUAGAUAGAGCAAAGAAAUAAUUAAAUUAAAUCUACAAAAAAUUUUAUUAUCCAAAACGUAAUAGUGUUAAAUAAAAUACUAAUAGUCAACCUACAUAAGAAACAAUUGAGAUUAUUAAUAUAAAUAAAUAUCUUGAGAAACCAUCUUUCGAUUAGGAUAAUCCAAAGUUUUUAAAAUAUUUAAGCCAAUUAAAGAAGCCACUUUCAUAAGUUUAAUUAAUGAAAGAAUAUUUGGAAUAUGAUAAUUAUUCAAUAUUUUAUUAUUGUUGGUUAUAUCUGGAGGGAACUGAUAUUGUUGGAGAGAAAUAUAGAUAUAAUUUAGAGGAAUUUAUAAAUUUUAUAGAAGAGAAUCUUGAAGGUUAUUAUUUUAAUUGGGUUAUUUUUGAUAUAUAUUCUGAAUAUCUAACAUUAAAAAACGAAUUUAAAAAGGCAGAGGUUUAUAAUUAAAAAGCUUUGGAUAUAGUUAAAAAUGAUUGUAUAUAUCAUUAAGUAGUACUUUAUCAUCAUUUAUUAAGAUUAAGAAUAAAAUAAACUAAUAGUGUAUGUGAAUCGACUCUUAAGCUAAUUAUCAAUUUUAUUUAAUAGCUGCCAUCACCUAAUUUGAGAUUUUAUUUUUUAAAUUUAAUAGAAGAAGAAGUGAAUAAAUCAUAAAUGAAAAUUAAAUAGUAACUACCAUGGUUCUAUGUAUCUUUAGACCAAGAGACUAGAAAGAAUAUUGAAUUAUAAACGAAAUAUUAAUAAAAUAGGCAUUAGUUUAUGAAAGAAUACAACUUUAAUAAAUUAAAAUAAAAUAUGGAAGACCUAUUGCCAAUUUUUAUUGAAAUGUGUUAGGAUGAAGUAAUUCUUGAUUUUCAUAAUUUGAUUGGUGUUGCUUAAGAAACAUACUAAGAGAUUUUUUUGAUUUUAAAUCUAAUCUUUAGAUUGCUAUAGUAUAAAAUAGUAUACCAAUAAUUAGGGUUUUUAUAAUAAGCUUUUCCAUUAGAUUAGAAAGAAGAGGAAUAAUUAUAUAUAAUUCAUGUUUUAUAAAAAAAGAAAGAAAAAAUAAAGGAACUAAAAGCAAUUUUAAAGUUUUAUUAUUAUUAUUAAAGUUAAUUAUGA